AUGGGAACAACGGCCGCUCAAGCGUUCCUGUCAACGCAGCCCAAAAUGGUGAUUCUGAUGAGUGCGACAAUCAACACUGAGAAGUUUUCGGAGUGCUUCGACGACGCGCCUUGUGGUUCUGACGCGGUCCGGAUUGUUCCCGACGUUUUCAUGCACAUCGUGGAGAUGAAGCGUUCCGAAGCGAUUUUCUGUUUCCUGCCCGGGUGGAACGAAAUCAACAAAGUGCGAGCAGAGCUUUCCGAGCGAGCUCCAGCGAAGUCUGACGACUGGAUUCUGCCGCUGCACUCGCGUCUCCGAUACCAGGAAGAGCAAAAGAUCUUUGAAAAUCCUCCAGCAGAUGUGCGCAAGGUGAUCCUGUCCACCAACCUUGCUGAGACAUCCGUCACUGUCGACGACGUGGUGUACGUUGUAUGCACUGGUCUUCACCGAGAUCAGCGCUUCAACCCAUCCACGGGUGUAAGCCUGCUCGGUACGCUCCCCGCGUCGAUGGCUAGUGUCCAGCAGCGAGCGGGUCGCGCAGGUCGUGUACGAUCUGGAGAGUCAUGCCACCUAAUCACGGAAAAUGAGUUCCUCUCCUGGGACCAGUUCAAGCGCCCCGAGAUACAGACCACCGACCUAACAACGGUGGUCCUCGACCUUAAAACAAUUGUAGCCAAUGCAUCACACCUGCCCGAUGACGAAAUCGAAGAGGAGGCAUCUGGCAGUGACGUGGUGCCCGACAACGCCGGCGCCAAAAGAACUAUUUACGACAUCAUGACAGGACGGCAGCUCACAGUGUCCAGCAAGUCCAACCUUCGGAUAGACCGUGAGCUCAUGGCGAAGGUUGAGAAGUCAUGGAAGUACUACCAGCGUGCAAGACUACAGCUUCCAAUAUUUGCACGCAGGUGA
Molecule: messenger RNA, 888 nt
Organism: Dermacentor silvarum
Lineage: Eukaryota; Metazoa; Arthropoda; Arachnida; Ixodida; Ixodidae
Product: ATP-dependent RNA helicase DHX30-like
Exons: 5
Coding region: 1-888 (295 amino acids)
Cellular component (GO): cytoplasm; nucleus; intracellular anatomical structure
Molecular function (GO): DNA helicase activity; G-quadruplex RNA binding
Source: RefSeq, a predicted model, not a curated record